Molecule: messenger RNA, 240 nt
Organism: Trichoderma citrinoviride
Lineage: Eukaryota; Fungi; Ascomycota; Sordariomycetes; Hypocreales; Hypocreaceae
Exons: 2
Coding region: 1-240 (79 amino acids)
Source: RefSeq, a predicted model, not a curated record
AUGACGACGACCAGCGCCACCGCCGCCGCCAACCACGACCCCCCGCCAUCCGAGCAGCACGCGCCCCCUCCGCUCGAGAAGCAACACCCGCCCGCGUCCGAGCAGCAGCACCCCUCCCUGUCGCUGAAGCAGCAUCCUCCCCUGUCGCUGAAGAAGCAGCCGCCGCGGUGGGAGAAGCAGCACCCCCCCGAGUCGGAUGCUAUGCAGCCCGAGCUGCUGUUGUUGUCUUCGUCGUCGUAG